AUGGAACUGCUAGGCGUUGAAAAAUUCGUAGCUUUGCGAGGUGUGCUGGGAUGUCCACUAAUCGAUGUCCCAUCGGAGUUCUUUAGUGAAAUUGAUGACUCAGAGAUUCUUGAAAUUGUAGCGCACGAUGAUAAUCUUACUAUUCCAAACUCUCUCCUCUAUCAUCUCCCUAAAUCAGAGACAUAUAGUUUGAAGGAGCUGAAAAACUAUAAGGAAUACGAUAUAAGAUUGAAUUUUGAAGCUUGGAGGGUUCUUGCAUUUAAUAAUUCACGACUUCAUGCUGGAAGACUGGCACAAUGUGUGUCUAUACUUAUGACCAAUCCCGAUGGUGUAACCAGAAAAACAAUGAAAAGCUUAAUUUCUAACUCCGAAAAGAACAUUCAUAAAUGGAUACAGCAGUUAGUAAAAGAGAAAGUCAUAUAUAUAGAAAAUAACCAUGGAAAUGAAAUAUUAAAAUUCAAUUUUGAUAUAAUAGAAAGAAUAAAAAAGUUUCCAGAUGAUGUUUUCACAAGAAACGAAGCAUCAGCACUUAAUUCUGUUCAACAAACUACUCAUUCUAACAAUAAUGAGACAGUUGCAAUAGCAACUAAGAAAAAUGGAAGUCCAAAACUUGCCAAUGGAGUAAUACAGCAGGCUGAAAAAACAAUUAAAGAGCGUGGAAAUGUCAUACCAGUCAAGGAUUUACAAGCAUCUUUAAUGUUAGAAUCAGACACCAUGGAAUUAUUAGUGGAUGAAUUGGCAGGCAGACUUGACUAUCAAAUACAUCAAUUAAAUAGUAAGCCUAAUAUAAUUGAAUAUAUUGGAGAAAUGAAUACUAGGUUUGUGAAAAAUGACAUGAUCGACUUUCUUAUUGACAUGUGUCGUGCAUCUAGAAUAUUCUUAAUGAGUGAGUUGCCCAAGGAUAUAAAAAAAAUGAAAGUUUCAUUACAACUUGAUGAUGAGCGUUUUCUUGAUAUUCUAGAAGAUAAUAACUUUUCAAUUAUUGAAAUACGAUCAAAAUACAUUAGUUCAGAAUUUGUAAUGUUUUCUGAUACUGUAUCUGAUACAGAUUUUGAAUUGAUUAAUAUGAUUGAGAAAGCCAAAGCUAAGGUUGUGAAAUAUUUUAGAACAAAAGUUAAAUAUACGUUUUUGAAGAAUGUUUAUCUCAAUGCUUUUGAUAAUAACUACUUGCCUUACCUAAAAGAAAGAGUGCUUUAUUUUUACAGAUAUAUAACCUCACAGAUGGAAUAUAAUGAUUAUUACUUUCACCUUAGCCAAAAUCAUCUCUUGAAUAUGAAUUUUAUAACGUUUAUAAAAUGUGUUCCUUUACGCCUCGAAUUUCAGUUUAUUAAAAUUGUUACUGAAAUUGCAAAAAAAAAUAGAAAACUUAAGGGUUCAAUCGAUCUGUCAAUAGCUCUGAGAAUAUUGAGAAUAUUUCAGGCGAAGCUUUUGAAAAGCUAA
Vittaforma corneae ATCC 50505 is the source of this 1440-nucleotide messenger RNA. RefSeq lists its product as uncharacterized. The record is from RefSeq and is a predicted model, not a curated record. The transcript has a single exon. NCBI's taxonomy places the organism in Eukaryota, Fungi, Microsporidia, Nosematidae. Bases 1 to 1440 code for a protein of 479 amino acids.